Molecule: messenger RNA, 691 nt
Organism: Cicer arietinum (chickpea)
Lineage: Eukaryota; Viridiplantae; Streptophyta; Magnoliopsida; Fabales; Fabaceae
Product: protein RALF-like 33
Biological process (GO): calcium-mediated signaling
Cellular component (GO): plasmodesma
Source: RefSeq, a predicted model, not a curated record
UCUGUGUUGAAAACUCAAUAGAACUCUCAACUCAAACAUGGGAACAACGAGAAGCAGCCUCUCUGCAUUCUUUCUUGUGUGUACGAUCUUGGCCGUACACGUGGCACUUUCAUCAUCAUCUACCUUUGAUUUCACUGACAACCAGCUCAGCUCCUUCUUCCUCCCGUUGGAUUCCGGUUGCCGUGGAUCCAUCGCCGAGUGCAGCCUUCUCGCCGGAGACGAAGAUGAUACCGAGUUUCUGAUGGACUCUGAGAACAGCCGGCGCAUAUUAGCUGGAAGAAGGUACAUUAGCUAUGGUGCGCUGAGGAGGAACACUGUCCCUUGCUCACGGCGUGGUGCUUCCUAUUAUAAUUGUCGGCCCGGUGCUCAGGCUAAUCCCUACCGUCGUGGAUGCAGUGCCAUCACCCGAUGCAGGCGUUAAAAUCCCUUUUCUUAUUUCCACUUCAUUUAUUUUUAUUUUUUUAUAUAUAUUUUUGUAAUUGAUUAUAAUAGAUCGAUCUUGUUAUCUAUGUACUACUAGUACUAGAGAAAGAGAAGUAGUAGCAGUAUAGUUGAAUAAAAUCAGUUUUAAGUCUAGUUCCAUCGGUAAAAAUGAUGUUGAUAUCUUUAGAUCGAAGUUCAUAUCUCAUGUCCAAAUUUUAUAUUGUGUGAAUUUUUUGUGGUAAUUAUAUAUUCCAUUUAAUUUUAGAUA